UUCACUAGCCGCCACUAAAAAUGGAUUCAGAACCACCAUUUCAAGAGGCCUACAAGUCUCUCUUGAAGGAACAAGAGAAUUCUAUAGCAGUGAAACUGAUUGAUGAUGAGGAGGUUGUUGAAGAGUGUGAAGUCCCUGUGAUAGAUAUAAGCCGUUUAAAUGGACGGAACGAAACAGAGAAAGAAGAGUGCAAGAAGGAGAUAACAAGAGCUUCAGUAGAGUGGGGAUUCUUUCAGACAGUAAACCAUGGAAUACCUCAAGAUGUUUUGCAGAGGAUGCAGCGUGAGCAGGUGAAGCUGUUCCGGCAGCCGUUUGAGAAGAAAACCGGCGAAGGAGAUAAACUAUUGGGUUUAUCGGUAGCAGGGAAUAGCUACCGGUGGGGGACUCCGACCGCGACAUGUCUGAAGCAACUCUCAUGGACUGAAGCUUUUCAUAUUCCUAUCACCGAUGUUUUCACUUCUUCAGCUCAACCCAACAGGCUCAGCUUGACCAUAAAAGAGUUUGCCGCAACAGUUUCCUCUUUGGCCCACAUAAUAGCUGAGAUUUUGGCAGAGAAUUUGGGUCUAAAAUCUGCCUUCUUCACAGAAAAUUGCUUGCCAAACACCUGUUAUCUUAGAAUGAACAGAUACCCACCAUGUCCCUUACCCUGCAAGGUCUUUGGAUUGAUGCCACAUACAGACAGUGACUUUCUCACAAUCUUGUACCAAGAUCAGGUUGGAGGAUUGCAAUUGGUUAAAGAUGGUAGAUGGGUUACUGUUAAACCAAAUCCAGAAGCUCUAAUCAUCAACAUUGGUGACUUAUUUCAGGCAUGGAGCAAUGAUGUUUACAAGAGUGUGAAACACCGAGUGGUGACCAAUGGACGCGUGGAGAGAUUUUCUGUGGCGUAUUUCUUCUGUCCUUCUUAUGAUACUAUAAUACAGAGUUACAGAGAGCCUCGGGUUUACAAGAAGUUUAGCUUUAGAGAGUACAGAGAACAAGUCCAGGUAGACGUUCGGACAACAGGCAACAAGGUGGGGCUUCCUAGGUUUCUCCUUUGAAAGGAAAUGGAGUAUCAA
Messenger RNA from Telopea speciosissima, 1055 nucleotides. Its product is annotated as gibberellin 2-beta-dioxygenase 8-like. NCBI's taxonomy places the organism in Eukaryota, Viridiplantae, Streptophyta, Magnoliopsida, Proteales, Proteaceae. Gene Ontology annotation, molecular function: dioxygenase activity. Bases 21 to 1037 code for a protein of 338 amino acids. The transcript is spliced from 3 exons. The record is from RefSeq and is a predicted model, not a curated record.